Phytophthora sojae is the source of this 1071-nucleotide messenger RNA. RefSeq lists its product as hypothetical. The annotation marks the transcript as partial. NCBI's taxonomy places the organism in Eukaryota, Oomycota, Peronosporomycetes, Peronosporales, Peronosporaceae. The record is from RefSeq and is a predicted model, not a curated record. The transcript has a single exon.
GUGCGCGCGUUCUUCUUGCAGUAUGCCGAGUCCGUUCUGGACAAACAUUCGCUCCGCGCGUGCUUCGUGCUGUUCGUGAAGGAAACGAGGAACCGCCUGGACACGGAAGUGUUCCAGAACACACAACUGCAGAGUCUGGCUAACGUGGCCGAGGAAGUCAUCGCCGCUGUCUACUCUUGCUCGUUCUUCCACGCGCGACGGCCGCAGAUUCGGGAGAUUUUGAGCGGGCAGAGCUUCGCAGGCUGGAACGCGUUCGUGGCUCAGAUGCGCCAGACCUAUGUCAACGUAUCGACUUGUCCGAGGAGCAUCUCACGAACGAUAGCUGUGCGCGAUUCCGAGCCGAACUUUAAUCGAGCACAUCCGCCACAAAAUUCAAUUGAGAGCGACUGGAACGCCGAGUGGUUUCUGCAGGUGGACGAGGCAGUGUGGAAACCGAGCCAACAGACCAUGAAAGCGGACUCUAAGAGCGGCUGUGAUGGUUUUGCAGAAGAUAGCGAAGCGAUUUGUCUGCUCACCUUGUUCGAGACUAUGUCGCAGAUAGUGCGUCUGCAGGUGGCGAUCGACGCACAAGCCUGCGUGCUACGCAUUCGGUCUACUGAAGGUGUGGCCAGUGCACUAGACUGUAUGUGUUUGGUGCUGGACGGCAAAGAGCGGGUGUUCUCUCAAUUUCCCAACGGAUUGGCGUCGGGCAUCGGCUCAGGGAGACACGGAGACUAUAUCGGAGAAACGCGGGUAGAGAAACCCGGACGCCUCGUAGUAUACCUGCAGGUUUUCACCUGGUCUACAGAGAUACACCGACCCUCUUACCACGUGCGGCUACGAAUCGAAUGCUGGCAGAGUAAGCGGCUGUGUGUUAGCGGUGAUGUACUUGCCACCACUGCACCAGCGUCCUUCCCGCUGGAGGACACUUCGAAUCUGGGGGAAAUGCCGCUACGAAUGAAACGCGCGGCGGUGGCGAACUUCUUCGAGCAGCAACUUCAAGAUUAUUCAGCUGGUGAGUGGGCUACGUCUCCAUCCGCUGGACCAUGGAGGGAACUGGGUAGAUUUCGUCUGAGUUACCUGAAGGCGUAG